Molecule: messenger RNA, 825 nt
Organism: Vigna umbellata (rice bean)
Lineage: Eukaryota; Viridiplantae; Streptophyta; Magnoliopsida; Fabales; Fabaceae
Source: RefSeq, a predicted model, not a curated record
AUGCGAUUGCUGUAUAGGAUAGUGGAUGAAGUCAAAAAACUGAAAAUCAAAAACAUGUUGGCGUUGACUACUGAACCAUCCGCAGUGUUGUUUGAUGCUCUGGAAUCAAGAAACGUUUUACUAACAGCCGUGGACAAUGAGGGUAACAACGUUCUACACCUAGCUGCGCUUUUGGCCCCUCAAUUCAAAUCAUUCUCAGGUUUAAGUGCAAAAUUUCAAAUGGACAAAGAGCUCUCUUGGUUCAAGGAUGCGGAGAGAAGAGUUCCUCCUGGAUUAAAGAGUAUGAAAAACAAGAAGGGAAAGACACCAGUUGAUGUAUUUUUUGAUGAACACAACCAGUUAUCCAAAGAUAUCAAAGAAUCUGCUAAAGGAAUAGCGAAUUCUGGAAUGGUUGUGGCAACGCUUGUUGCUACUGUAGCAUUUGCAGCUGCUCUCACUGUUCCAGGUGACAAGAACAAUGUCUGGUUCAUAGUAUUCAUCGUCACAAAUGCAAUCGCAUUGUUCACUUCUUCUGCGUCCAUACUCUCUUUCUUGACAAAUUUCAUUUCUUCAAAAUUCGCAGACACUGAAUUUGUUAUAUCAGUACAUCCCAGCUUGUAUUAUGGCCUUCAGUUACUAAUGAUCUCCGUUACUACUUUGGUUUAUGCUUUCAUUGCAACAUCCUUUCUGAUAUUUGAUCACACAACAAAAUGGGUUUCUUAUGCAGUGACUCCAAUGGGGUUUUCCCCAUUGCUUGUGUUUAUUCUCUUCCAAUCUAAGUUCUUCGACGACUCCUAUUGGUCUAAAUACUAUCGUCCUGAUCCCAAACUUGGGCGCGAAACUUAA